Molecule: messenger RNA, 1083 nt
Organism: Parasteatoda tepidariorum (common house spider)
Lineage: Eukaryota; Metazoa; Arthropoda; Arachnida; Araneae; Theridiidae
Source: RefSeq, a predicted model, not a curated record
UUGAAGUCAAUUUGGGCCGGAGAUAUGUUCUUACCUUUGAAUAUGAAAGGAUCAGCGGAGGAAUAUUUAAAAGAGUUAAAAGGAAAAUUAGAAAUAGCAACCGAAAAGGCAAGGUUAACAAGUGAUGUGCAACAAAGUAAUUAUGCCAAAUAUUACAAUAGAAGGAAAAAAUACCGGGAAUUUGAGCCAGGAGAUCAAGUACUUGUGCUAAUGCAUGAUUCAUCCAAUUCAUUAUAUGCCAGAUGGAUAGGUCCAGUAAAGGUAAUUAGAAGAGUGAAACCGAAUUCGCAUUAUUUGCAAAUGCCUGAAGGAAAUUUAAGAUUAUUGCAUGUUAACAAAAUGAGAGAAUACAAAGCGAGAAUUCAAACAGUUGGAGUUGUCUAUGAUAUUGAUGAUGAAUUUGGUGAAAUAUACGAAACACCAACUCUUCCUACAGAUGUGGAAAGCUAUGAAGCAUUCAAAGGAUUAAAUUUGGAUUACUUACCCAAAAUGCAACAAAAUCAAUUGAAAGAUCUUUUACAUAGACGCAAAACGUUGUUUUCGGGGAAGAUAAGGAUAGCUAAAGUUGGGAAACAUGCGAUAAAGCUGAAAGCUGAGGAGGAUAUAGUAGGAAAGAAGAAAUUCAUUACUGUGCUAGAUAUGUUGAAGGGAUAUUGGGCCAUACCGAUGGAGAACGGCAGCAAACACCUCACAGCAUUCCGAACUCACCGAGGCCAGUACCAAUGGAAUGUAUUACCCUUUGGAUUAAGAAAUGCUGCUGCAACCUACCAAAGAGCUAUGUCUAAAGUGGUUCAGUUCAUGUCUGAUUUCACUUGUGCUUAUAUCGAUGAUUUAGCAGUAUUUUCUGAUACGUGGGAGGAACAUUUGAUUCAUCUUGAAGAAGUUUUUAAGAGAUUGGAAUAUUUUAAUUUCUCCGUGAACUUGAGAAAGUGCGAAUUUGCUAGACAAAAGGUUAAAUACUUAGGACAUAUUAUUGGUUCAGGUAAACAUGCUCCUGACAAAGAACGAAUAAGAGUAAUACAGAAAUUAGAGGCACCCAAAACCAAAAAACAACUGAGAAGUGCUUUGGGAUNAAAUGCCUGA